Molecule: messenger RNA, 789 nt
Organism: Spirometra erinaceieuropaei
Lineage: Eukaryota; Metazoa; Platyhelminthes; Cestoda; Diphyllobothriidea; Diphyllobothriidae
Source: the annotation of a GenBank genome assembly
AUGGACCGAAACAUCCGGGAGCUUCAAAUACGCCAAGAUACUGCCGUCAUUGAAACCGUUGCCUUUUCCGUCAAAGAAGUAAGACGCUUCAUCAGUCAAAUAAAACCAGAUAAGUCUCCUGGACCCGACGGAAUUCCUGGUGUGAUACUUAGGGAGCUAUCAAAGGAGCUGGUGAAGCCUCUUUCGACGCUCUUUGAGCUGUCAAUGAGAACAGGAAGGCUGCCAUCGCAGUGGAAGACAGCUAACCUCGUUCCCUCACAUAAGGGAGCUAGCAGGAUGGCAGCAAGCUCUUUCAGGCCUAUUAGCUUAACCUGCCUCUCGUGCAAAACGAUGAAAGCUUUAGUAAAGAGUGCUGUGCAGCAAUUUUGUGAAGAAAAUAAUAUCUUACAGGAUUUCCAGCACGGCUUCCGGAGAGGACGUUCCUGCCUCUCAAAUCUGCUAGCUUGUCUGGAGAUCUGGACCAGGACCCAAGAAGAGGGUUUUGAAGUUGAUGUCGUGUACAUCGAUUUUCGCAAAGCCUUCGAUACUGUUGCGCACCAACGCCUUCUUCACAAAUUGAGCGCCAUCGGCAUCCGCGAAGAUCUUCUGAACUGGAUAGGGGCGUUUCUGGUUGGUCGGAAACAACGUGUUUGCAUCGGUGAUGACAUGUCAGAAUGGGUGAGCGUGACCAGUGGUGUGCCUCAAGGCUCAGAUCUGGGACCAUUGCUUUUCCUCCUUUAUGUAAAUGACAGCCUUCAGGAACUCGACUGUGGCAAAAUAAUGUUUGCUGACGACGUUAAGCUCUGGUAA